AUGGACGCUGCGCUUGAAUUGGCACAGAAGGUGCCGCAGCCUGUACAAUACGGUCUUGCUGGCGUGGGAGCUCUGUUCCUCACCACCAAGCUGUUCGGUUUUUUCCGACUGCUCCUAUCCGCUUUUGUCCUUGGAGGCACAAACCUUCGAAAAUAUGGAAAGCCUGGGACAUGGGUUGUGAUCACCGGUGCCUCGGAUGGCCUGGGGAAGGAAUAUGCGACACAGCUUGCCGCCAAAAGCUUCAACCUCGUCCUCGUCUCUCGCACCGAAUCGAAGCUGGAGGCUCUUGCUAAAGAGCUCCAGCAGAAGUACCCCAAGGUUCAGACCAAGAUCCUCGCUAUGGACUUUGCCAAAAAUGACGAUUCCGACUACGAACGAUUGAAGGAGCUCGUCGCUGGCCUUGAUGUUGGUAUCCUCAUCAACAAUGUUGGUCAGAGCCACGAGAUGCCCGUGGCUUUCCUCGAGACAUCUGCGACCGAGCUACACAAUAUUGUCACCAUCAAUUGCUUUGGGACACUGAAGGUGACCCAGGCUAUUGCUCCAAUCUUGAAGAAGCGAAAGAACGGUCUUAUUCUUACAAUGGGCUCUACUGCUGGCUGGUCUCCCAGUCCCCUCCUUGCAACUUACUCGGGAAGCAAGGCAUUCCUCCAGCACUGGAGCAGUGCCCUGGCCACCGAGCUUGCCGAAGACAACGUUGAUGUUCAGCUGGUCAUCAGCCAUCUCGUGACGACUGCCAUGAGCAAGGUCCGCCGUCCUAGCCUUUUGGUUCCCAAUGCUCGCAACUUUGUCAGGUCUGCCCUUGGAAAGGUUGGGCUUGGUGGAUUCCAGGCUGCUUCCAACACUUAUACCCCUUGGUGGAGCCAUGCUUUCCUGGUGUGGGUUGUUGAGACCAUCCCUGGUAUCUAUGGCUCGAUCACGCUGGGACAGACCAAGUCGAUGCACAAAGACAUCCGCAGGCGUGCAUUGCGCAAGAAGGAACGCGAAGCCAAGAAGCAAUAG
Messenger RNA from Clonostachys rhizophaga, 999 nucleotides. Lineage: Eukaryota; Fungi; Ascomycota; Sordariomycetes; Hypocreales; Bionectriaceae. The record is from the annotation of a GenBank genome assembly.